Colletotrichum costaricense is the source of this 2583-nucleotide messenger RNA. RefSeq lists its product as uncharacterized. The transcript is spliced from 3 exons. Gene Ontology annotation, molecular function: ADP binding; protein binding. Bases 1 to 2583 code for a protein of 860 amino acids. Lineage: Eukaryota; Fungi; Ascomycota; Sordariomycetes; Glomerellales; Glomerellaceae. The record is from RefSeq and is a predicted model, not a curated record. Gene Ontology annotation, biological process: defense response to other organism.
AUGUCCCAAAGAGGAAUGAAACUACGGAUGCUGCAAGCCUUUGCUGAAGAGCAAGGCGCACAGUUGAGACAGCGCCCGUGCCCGGCCGAGAACAUAGACGAAACCGAGGGUGAUGAUGUCUCAGUCGAGAAUGAACCAGUAUUGGGCUUCUCUGUUGAAGCAGAUAGUGGAUUGCUCGUCCCCUCGGGUGCUUCGGAAGGAGAGAAGGGACAGGAGGUAACAAGUCUUGGCACUUGUCCGAGCCGCCCUAUAGAAUAUGCUUCAAGCCGAUUCCACCGCCGAACUCGGUCCGACACCGACUCGAUGCGAAGAUUUCCAAUUGUCCAAACAAGGGCCUUUCCCAAAGAUGAAAGUUUCAAAGGCCGCGAAAAAGAGUUGGUCAAUCUCUACAAGAUUUUGUCAGAACCUGGCCGGGUUUAUGUUCUGAGUGCCGAUGGUGGCAUGGGGAAGACAGCUCUAGCCGCUGAAUUCACCUACCGAUACGAGCAGUCUUUCGAGUACAUCUUCUGGGUUCAGGCUGAGACCCAAGUGGGUGCUUCGGAAACCUUCAACCAAAUUGCUCUUGAAUUAGGCUUAGCAGCACUAGGCAAUGAUUCAGAGGAGCUUACGAAAGUUGGGCGUGAGUUCCUGGAAAAUACCAAGAAGCGAUGGUUGAUGGUUUUCGACAAUGUGGAAAAUUGGGAUAGUAUUGACGGGUUCACGCCAACAAAGACAUCAGCGACAGCAGGAAGUAUUCUUAUCACCACGAGAUGCCAAGGCUUUACGGCACCAUCAAGGCCAGUCAACUAUUAUCGCAAGACACUCGAAGAAAUGUCGAUGGACGAAGGAAGGGAACUUUUGCUUCACGGGCUUCCCUUGGAUCUUCGCCCAUCCACUUACUCCCUGAGAGAUCCCGAAUACAAAGCCGCGGGAGAUCUGGCAACACUAGCCGGCUUGCCACUGGUAAUUGUUCUGAUCACUGGGUACAUGAAGGCAAUGAACUGUAAGCCGUCUGAGUUUGUCAGCUACUGGGAUUCGUGGUGGAUGGACAACAACCCGGGCUCCGGUCUAGAAGACGGAAUAAGCACCAACGGAAAGCUUGACACCAUCAUGAAAAUUUCCACGGAAGAUCUCAGCAGCGAUGCCAACAAGGUUCUCCGUAUUAUGUCUUUCUUAGACAGUGACGGGGUUCCAAAAGACCUUCUACUCAUUGAGAAAGGUCAAAGUGGGCCAUCCUAUCUACAAGCCUUCAGGAUCGAGAAAAUCUUGAACCAGUUGACAUCCAAGCACUUCAUCUCUGAGAAGAUCCAAGAUAACAAAAAGAUGUACAUCGUUCACCGAUCUGUGCAGAUCAGAAUCUCCCGAGAGCUUCACAAGAAGACUCGACAAGCUGAGGAGCUGUUCAAACUGACUGUCGAGCUGGUCCGUCGACGGCUCCCGCGGCCCUCUUUGGACUUCCCAGACCAACAGAAAUGGAGCCAUUUCAAGGAAUACUUGCCCCAUGUUGCGACCCUCCAGAAGAUUUAUUCCGAUCAGGGCACGAUUAUCGCUUUGACACCUUUCGUCGAACUUGCCGAGUUGUUCAAGGAUGGCGGAGUGUUCCUGUGGCAAAGGUUCCUCCGAAAUGACGCCAUGCGGCUUCUGUUGGCUGCAGAGAGAAUCCUCGACCAACUGGAAACGAAUCACGAUGAGCUGAGAGCUGAGAUCCACGUUACAAUGAACCUCUUGCUCCAAUAUCUUGGUAUUUCCCGUCGCAAGGAAAUUAGUGAGCGGGCGAAGAAGAUACUAGACUUCAACCAAAAUCGUGCAAGGCAGCUGGAAGCUUCAGGCAAGCUCAGCGAUGUGGACAGGAUCCGAGUCAUCAACGCUUUCGCGGACUACGCCAACUCAUUGCUCCAGGGCAACGACUUCAAAGCUGCCGAGUCGAUCUACAAAGGCUGUCAUGAACGACUGCUUACCAUCACCUCUGAAGAAUCGGAUCCCUUCUCCUUUGCAAAGCUUGCCCAUCACAUGGCUUAUUGUAGUAUGUAUCGGCACGAUUUCGGGGAAGCCAUCCUGCUUGCCGAGAGGGCUAUUCGACUCAUGCAAGUAUUUGGCGACAAGUUGCUUGUUCUGCGAUUUCAGUUCGACCUUGCCUGCAUCGUGCUGCAGAGUGGCGACUUGAAGGGCUCCCUAGACCAGCAUGAGAUUAUCCUAGCUGAGAGGAUCAGGCUUCAGGGUAAAGACAGCUACUUCACUUUACAAAGUCAGUAUGCUGUGGGUGCAUUGUAUUCCUAUCUUGAAAGAUGGAACGACGCCGAGUGGCAGGUCAACAACGCCUUGCAGAAAGCUGAAGGUAAGCCGGGGAAAAGUGUCUGGUCAGAUGCUGCGACCGCGAGAGCCAAGUUCCAUCUAUCCCAAAUAUUGAAGGCGCGGAAUGGUGGCAAGAUGUCAAAGGAUGCGGAAAAGCUAGCCCAAGAAGGGAAAGACGUGUUAUCAAAGCUACUUGUGUAUGAUGACAUCUCUGGAGUCGAGGAGGAAGAUACACUGGCACUGUUCGAUCAUUUGCAGCCGGUCUUCGGAGGACGUUGGACGGGAAUGAGUCUUUUGAAGUACGUAUCCUAG